AAGCAUAUUCCAACACCAUUGAGAGAAGUAUUCUGACGAAUCUGCAUCGCCAUAAUUGCAAUGCACUUUCAGUAGACGGCGUUCAACAAAUCCUGGGCAUUUUCAUUUUCUAUAAACUAAUGUAGUUGUUGUGGCGCUCUACACUUGUAUAGCCUGGUUUCUGUUGAACAUUUUCUGUCUGUGAGGGAAUGCAAACAGAAUUUAUUAGAUAAUGAAGAGAUUUGGAGUAGAACAUAUGAUUAUGGGCGCGUGCUAUUGUCUCUUGGCUGGUGUGACGAUAUUGUUUGGUGUAGCUCCUGGUCAUGUGCAGGGUGGGGGAAAAGAAGGGCAUUAUGUUGCGUGCAAGAUUGCCCAAUCAUUUUUUAGUAAAGACACCGUGCAAGUAGUGAAUGAAUUAAUUCCAGAUUAUGCACAAAAUGAUAUUGCUUCUCUUUGCUCAUGGGCGGAUAACAUGCGAUUUAGAUACCAUUGGUCUGAACCAUUACACUUCAUUGAUACACCUGAUAACAACUGUGGCUAUGACUAUUCAAGGGAUUGUCAUAAUGAACAAGGAGUAGAGGGGAUGUGUCUUGAAGGAGCUAUAAAAAAUUAUACUUCUCAACUUGCAACUUAUGGACACAAAUCUCAUGGAAAGAAAUAUAAUUUAACGGAAGCUUUACUAUUUCUAUCUCAUUUUAUGGGAGACAUUCAUCAGCCUUUACAUGUUGGAUUCACUUCAGAUAGAGGUGGAAAUUCAAUAAAUUUGCAUUGGUAUCGUCAAAAGAGCAAUUUGCAUCAUGUUUGGGAUACUGGAAUCAUUGAGACAACCAUGAAAGAUUUUUACAACAAUGAUCUUGAAGUCAUGAUAGAAGAUGUUCAAAGAAAUAUUACUGAAAUUUGGUCAAAGGAUGUAAGUACUUGGGAAGAAUGCAACACAGAUGAACUUGCUUGUCCUAAAUUGUAUGCAAAUGAGAGUAUCAUUCUUGCUUGCAAGUGGGCUUACAAAGAUUUUGAGGAAGAUAUUGUUUUGGGAGAUGACUAUUUUGUGUCACGUCUACCCAUUGUUGAGAAUCAACUUGCAAAAGCAGGCAUAAGGUUGGCUGCAACACUCAAUCGCAUCUUUCAUUCAACACAAAACUACAAUCUACAAUCAGAGUUAUAAAAUGAUUGAUGUUCU
Molecule: messenger RNA, 1156 nt
Organism: Cryptomeria japonica (Japanese cedar)
Lineage: Eukaryota; Viridiplantae; Streptophyta; Pinopsida; Cupressales; Cupressaceae
Product: endonuclease 2
Exons: 10
Coding region: 212-1141 (309 amino acids)
Biological process (GO): DNA catabolic process
Molecular function (GO): endonuclease activity; nucleic acid binding
Source: RefSeq, a predicted model, not a curated record